Penicillium malachiteum is the source of this 1563-nucleotide messenger RNA. Its product is annotated as APA family basic amino acid/polyamine antiporter. Gene Ontology annotation, cellular component: membrane. Bases 1 to 1563 code for a protein of 520 amino acids. Gene Ontology annotation, biological process: transmembrane transport. Gene Ontology annotation, molecular function: transmembrane transporter activity. NCBI's taxonomy places the organism in Eukaryota, Fungi, Ascomycota, Eurotiomycetes, Eurotiales, Aspergillaceae. The transcript has 7 exons. The record is from RefSeq and is a predicted model, not a curated record.
AUGGGGGAAAAGACAGCAGCAGAAAUUCGGGAUGAAACUCGCUUGGCUGAGCUUGGCUACAAGCAAGAGUUGCGACGCGACUGGAAAUUGAUUCACAACUUCGGAGUGUCAUUUUCGAUCAUUAGUGUGAUCACUGGUAUCACUACACUCUUCAGCUAUGGAUUGAAUACUGGAGGUCCAGGUGUCAUGACAGUAGGAUGGAUUGUUGUCUCAGUUAUGACUUUCUUUGUUGGUCUGAGUAUGGCCGAGAUCGUCUCCGCAAUCCCCACCAGCGGUGGGCCGUAUUUCUGGGCUGCAAUGUUAGCUCCGCAUAAAUAUGCCCCGUUCCUAUCCUGGCUGACAGGCUGGUUCAAUUUUGUGGGCCAGUUCGCGGUGACCACCGGAAUCAGCUUCGGAUGCGCUGGACUUAUUGCGACUGCGGCAACGAUCAAGACCAGUUGGGUGCCAACUGCUGGGCAGGAAAUUGGUAUAUAUGCGGCAAUACUUAUCAGCCACGGCCUGAUUAAUACGUUUGGUGUACAUAUCCUGCGAUAUCUCAACGUCUCCGCGAUUAUCUUGCACAGCCUGGGAGUUGCUAGUUUGGCCAUUGCAGUGGUAGCCAAAGCGCCGACUCACCGGAGUGCCGCUGAGGUUUUCCAGCAUUUUUAUGAUGGAACUGGUGAUCCCGGAUGGUCUGUCCGAGCUUCUCCCGCCUAUGUCGCGAUCUGUGGUAUCCUCCUCAGCCAGUAUACAAUCACUGGAUUCGAUGCAUCGGCCCAUCUCUCAGAAGAGACCCAUAAAGCAGAAUGGACCGCCCCUAUCGGCGUACUCAUGUCCAUUGGAGUCUCUGCUGUAUUCGGUUUCUUCCUCCUUUUAUGUCUCCUAUUUUCCAUCCAAGACUUUGAUGCAACUGUUGACUCGAGCACAAACUACGGUGAGCCCGUGUUCAAAAUUCUAGUCGACUGUAUGGGCGAAAACGGUGCGCUUGUCUGUAUCGCACUCAUCAUUAUUUGUGUCUGGCACUGCGGUCUUUUCAGUUUGACCAGUAACAGCCGCAUGAUGUUUGCUUUUUCCCGCGACGGUGCUCUACCCAAGUUCUUUGACUACAUUGACCCGAAAUUCCAGAGCCCGGUGCGAACGAUCUGGCUGGCAGCAUUUCUAGCCUUCUGCCUAGCCCUGCCGUCGCUAGGAAGCUCUGUGGCAUUCUCAGCAGCUACGAGUAUCGCAACAAUUGGACUGUAUAUCAGUUAUGCGCUUCCCAUUUUGGUUGCUUUGAUAUGGCCGAGUAAUUUCAAAAAAGGCCCCUUCAACUUGGGUCGUUUCUCAUGGAUUGUUGGUGGCAUAGCUUGUUCAUGGGUUCUAUUCAUCACUAUUGUUUUCUGUCUACCCGAGGAGAAUCCGGUAACAUCUCAGACGCUGAACUAUACUCCCGUGGCAGUUGGUAUUGUGCUAGUAGGCACAUUAGGGACGUGGUUUCUCUGGGCUCAUCGUUGGUUUACUGGACCAAGGCGUCAGACAGACCUUGAGACCGUGGAGGGGUUCGAGAAUAAGACUUCAGUCGCUGAGAAUACGAAAGAAGCCUAA